AUGCUUCCUCCUCCAGGACUCGCCAUAAUCCCUUCGUUCCUCUCUACGCAGCAGUAUGAUCAACUCGAAGAACAUGUCCGAAAGGCCUUCGAUCCUUCUCUCUUGCAGAGGGGCACGAAAGGUGGACGUACUCCCCUUGACUACGGCAUUCGAUUUGAUGUCAGAACGUGUGGGGUCGCUGAGAAUGAAGAGCCAAUACCCACCUGGAUGCAUGAUCUUCUACAGCAAAUCCAUACCUUGACAUCAGAUGAGAAGAUCUUAGUUGGGAAUCAGCCAGGAAUAUCAACCACCAAUGCCUACUGUGGUUCGUCAGUAAUGAAUACCGAGGAUUUGCCGCCUCUUACGGUCCUUCGUCACGCCACAGAUAGGAACCAAAAACUUCUACCUAGCAAUUUCAAGCCAAAUCAAGUCACGAUACAGCAUUAUCCUCCAGGUGUAGGAAUACCACCACAUAUUGAUACACACUCGUGUCUUGGAACGCACAUCCUUUCAUUUUCUCUCUCAUCAACCGUCAACAUGCAAUUCCAGCGAGCAAACGACGAUACAAAACGCAAAAUGUUCCAACCCAGACGGUGUCUAGCGGAUAAUCCACCAUCCACAAAUAAGAAAAAAUCGGAUGAGCAUCCACGGAAAGCCAAGCAGAUUCUGGAGAUACUUCUUGAGUCUAACAGCUUAUGUAUUAUGGCGGGGGAAGCCCGCUAUGCAUGGACGCAUGGAAUCAGACGAAGAAGCACAGAUAUUACACCAGAAGGAAAUGUAGUACCAAGGCAGGAUCGCUAUAGCGUCACGUUGAGGCAGGUAGAUUUUGGUGGUCAGUGUGAUUGUGAAUACCAUGACUGGUGUGACACAAGAAACCACGCCUACGAUUCUGUAAGAUUGGGUAACCUUACAUGA
Molecule: messenger RNA, 894 nt
Organism: Hymenoscyphus albidus
Lineage: Eukaryota; Fungi; Ascomycota; Leotiomycetes; Helotiales; Helotiaceae
Source: the annotation of a GenBank genome assembly